Molecule: messenger RNA, 1804 nt
Organism: Ectocarpus sp. CCAP 1310/34
Lineage: Eukaryota; Phaeophyceae; Ectocarpales; Ectocarpaceae
Source: the annotation of a GenBank genome assembly
AUGCCGAGCGCCACGGCGCUAUUUGCGGCUCACCGGCGCCGAUGCAGCAAGCCCUUGACAGGGGUAGCAGCCGCUCGACGUCUGCAACCCGACCCACAAAAACGACGACGGAGAUCUAGAGAGAGCUGUGGCGAUCGUUCGGGGCAAGGGACGCUAGACCCAGACGACCCGCUGCCUCGCACGAUGGAGGAGCUCUACCGCCGCAUCGCCAGCGAGCCGCCGUUGAACCUAGAGCAGCAGUACAAGAAGGCCCUCGAGCCCGACGCCGAGGAGAUUGGCAUGGUAGAGGAGGCGGUCCGAGCCACCUUCAAGUGCACGGAGGAUGACGCGUGGUGGGAUGAAAACGGCCAAGAGUGGGACAGGAUGGCGGAAAACCCGGGGGAACACUUCGCGCUUGGGCGGGAAGAGGACAGGGGCGGAGGGGUGGUGUGGGGAAUGCAGGACUACUUCGGCGAGGAAGCGCCGGAGUGGGGGCUCUCGGACGAGCCGGCAGUGAACUUCAGCCUCAGCGCGUACAAAGCGGGGAUACCCGGGCGUGCGGCGAAGGACGGGGAGGGGAGGGGGAGAGAAGCGGCCGAGCUAUUCGAGCGAACGCCGUUCGCGCAGUACUGGGAAUCGGUACCUGACCUGCGGGCUGCCGGGCGCGUCUACGCAUACAACGCCGUGGAUCGCAUGGCCGCGCUCAAGUUCCUGAUGAAUUGUACUUACAACGGGAUGCACGGUUCUGCGGAAAGUAUGCAGAGUGGUCACUUUCUGUGGGGGUACGUGGACCAGCUUGACUGGAUGAGGCGCUCGGGCCGCCUGUCCAGCACACCGGGCUCCAUCAAGGUGGAUCCAAACUCGUGGUGGGGGCGCGUGAGCUUCGCCUUGACGAUUGUCCCGUUGGUGGCGGCUGUAGAGAGCGGCGCGUGGGACGACGAUCAAGUCGCCGCCAUUUCCGUGCUGGGCGUAAGCGGGGACGGGUCGGGGCGAAACGACGACCUGCAGCUUCCUGAGCUGCGGCGAGCAGUGCGAGCGUGGCGCCGGGUGUGGCGCUUCCGUGACCCCGAUAUCGCCGAUCGGGUUGUGUUGGACAUGCCGGUCCACGACUCCCUCCAGGAGCGGGUCCGCCGGGCGCAGUGGGCGGCCCACCUCGAGUCUCUGGACGCGGUGGAGGCCCUCUACGGCAAGGAAUUCGACAUGCUGCCGUCGAAGGCGGAGCGCGAGUUCGCUCGUGGCUGGUGCCGCGCGGCGAGGCUGUUCGCCGCGGCUGCUGCCCAUACCAACCUCGAGCGGUGCCUGCUGCCGCUCGGGGCGGGCUACGCGCCCGAGCGCUUGCUCACGGACGACGACGACUUCCUCACCGCAGCCGCCCGCAAGCAGGGCCCGCGUUCUUUAGAGAGCGUGCCUUUCGGACCUCCGGACUUGGUUGCCGAGGCGGAGAGGGACUCCGCGGUGGCUGGGAACGCUGGGCGCGCCGGUCUUCGAGGGGUUGUGCCGCCUGUGGCGUCGGUCGUGCACGUCGUACCCUGCCAGGCGCAGGGCCGCCCGGGUGCUCCGCGAGGCCUGCUACGGGGGGCGGAGAGCGAAGGCCGCGGCUUGGGCGAAGUCGUUCCUGUUCCUCUUCGUCCCCAACCUGAACUACCGGAAGCUAACCUUCCCGCUCGGCGUGGACCCCGCCGAGGAGGUCGAGUACGACCCGGACUUCGAGCCCCGCGACUUCUCUAAGCCGUACCCGCGACCCGUCGGGUCUCGCCCCUUGAACCCUCUGCAGUGGCCGUGGUACGAGGGCCGAAGGCCCGACCCGUCAGCGGGGCUCCCGGGG